Messenger RNA from Magallana angulata, 843 nucleotides. RefSeq lists its product as uncharacterized. The record is from RefSeq and is a predicted model, not a curated record. Bases 122 to 448 code for a protein of 108 amino acids. The transcript has a single exon. Lineage: Eukaryota; Metazoa; Mollusca; Bivalvia; Ostreida; Ostreidae.
UGCGCAUGCGUUCCUGGGGCGUUGGCUAUAACAAAAGUUUACGUUACAUUUGGGCAAAACUUUUUUUCCUGUUUCUCUACCAAGUUUGUUGGUGUGUGAGCGAUUAACAAACGGAGUAAAUAUGUCUGGGGAAUGGCAGCAUGGAUUAUUCGGAUGCUUUGAUAAUUUCAGCUUGUGUUUGAUCUCUUACUUUGUGCCGUGCUACCAGUUCGGGAAGAAUGCUGAGGCGGUGGGGGAGUCCUGUCUGCUGUGUGGCCUAGCUCUCCUCGUCCCCCUCGUGGAUUUGUGGGCAGUCAUCAGUAUUCGAGGGAAAAUCCGCGAGUCUAAAGGAAUUCAAGGAAGCUUGGUGGGGGACUUAUUGACUUGGUGCGUUUGUCCCCUGUGUGCCUUGGUUCAAGAGUCCCAGGAGUUGCAGGGAAUGAGCCCCCAGGCCAUGGCCCGGGAGUAGCGGCAGGGACGUCUGUGUGUGUGACAGUGCAUGGUUAUAUUUUUUAUAUCAUUUUGUGUAAAAAUGAGGACUUUUAGAUCCAUUUAUUGAUCGUUUUGUAGUGAGCAGUUUUUCUCCGUAGCGUUAUUCGUCAGCAAUAUUGCCAAGUUAGUAGAGAGCUGGAUUUGAUGGGUUGUAAUGGCGCCGGGGCACCUACGGGGCACCCACGGGACGCGGGAAAUUUAGGACACAGACUGGUGAUAUACACUGAACUAGCAUGCCUAAAAAAACAUUAAACUACUUUUUUCAUGUUAAAUGAUUAUGCUUGUAUAAUAUUGGACAUAUUUUGUACUAGUGUUCAUUUUUUUAAUACGUAUAUAAAAUUUACCUCAAACAAUAAAAUUUUCAUUCAUAAA